AUGUCUUUCAGGCCAUCGAACUUUUACUAUCCGGUUUCGGGCAUUGAGGCAGAACGUCUGCUGAAAACGUACGGAAAUGAAGGUUCCUUCUUGGCGCGACCAAGUGCGUCUAGCCCAUCCGACUACACUCUUUCCGUUCAUCGUGGCCCAAAAAUCACUCAUGUAAAGAUCCAAAACAAUGGCGAUUGUUUGGAUUUGAAUGGAGGUGGUACGUUCGCAUCACUCAGUGAGCUGGUUCAGUUCUGUGUGGAGAAUCCGUGUCAGUUGAGGGAGAAGGACGGUGAGACUAUUACUAUGAAGUAA
Molecule: messenger RNA, 303 nt
Organism: Anisakis simplex (herring worm)
Lineage: Eukaryota; Metazoa; Nematoda; Chromadorea; Rhabditida; Anisakidae
Source: the annotation of a GenBank genome assembly